AUGCCGCGUUAUUUAAUUUAUUUCGGCAAAAAAUUUUUUAACCUUUGAAUUUUUUUGAAUAUUUCAUGUGAUUUGUGUUUGUGAACCUUUAAGUGUACGAGAAGCCACGCCCAGUGUAAGGACAAACGACUGUGUGUGUGACACCAAAUUCAAUUUCAAAUUCCCAACGGCUCGACGAGGGGACGCCAUGUCAUACCAGAUGAUCGCUCAGUGUGUUGCCAAUUGCAAAAGCAAGUGCGUCGUGCUAAGCAAAUCGGGCAAUUUUUAGUGAUUUUUCAUUGAUUUUCAUUGAUUUUUCUUUGAUUUUCAUUGACUUUCCAUUCAUUUUUCAUUCAUUUGCUGAUUAGGAUUAGAUUUUUUGAGAAAAUUGGUGUAAAUUUGUGAUAGGGAGAGAGAAUUCAAUUAUUCGCGUCGCGUCGGGAGUGCUUUUAGUGUUUUCUUUCUUUCUCUCACAGGGCCGCCGCUUUUUAAUUUUUCUUUUUCUUUUCUUUCUUUAUUUUCAGAGAUCUUAGGACAUCAGCGUCUCAACGGGAGGACCAGACGCAUGGAGGGCCACAGCAAGCAGCCGUCGGGACAGGGGGCGCGCCCUCGGACGUGAGGCCGCCAAAUCGUCAGGCGUGUCCUCCCACGACACUGACGUAAGUCCUUUGAAAAUUCUCUCUAAAAGGCUGUUCUGGGAGGACUGGAUCCGUGGCAUGGCUUGACCAUAGCUCCGAAGUCGCCCUGAUCAAGACCAAAGGUCGAAGGUCAGGAGAAAAGGUCGUGGCACCCGCUGCGCCCAACCAAUUACCAAUUUCUUUUACUGUUGAAAAUUCAAAUUUUCAAAAUUUAUUUCAUGAACGGCCAAAGCAAUACGGUGCCGGUUUUACUAAGAAGAAGAAAGUCGCGAAAAAUGAAUCUUAUUACAAGCAGUUCGGAAUAAUCAAACCUCAUAUUUUCGUUCACGGUUCUCACAAUCAAGAUAACAUUACACUUUUUGGUCCAUUUUCUAAUAAUAAUCAAUGCACAGCAAAUUCAGUUGCAGCAAUUGCUUAUACUCAUAUAAUACCUAUUUCCGGUUGGCUGACAAAUACAUUAGAUGACAUUCUUUUAACAGGCAAUGACCUUUAUUUAACUUCACGUGAUAAUAAUCCUUCCGCUAGUAAUUAUUUAACUGUUGAACAAGUACAUACAAAAUUUCAAAUUAAUAACAUUAAGAUCAACAUUACGCUUGAACAAGAAUUUAAUGGUUACGAAUUUAAUGAAGCCAUGAUCGGUUUACAAGGUCAAAUAUUUGGUAACGAUCAAAAUUCAAUUUUUGAAGCAGCACUGCACAAAUUUUUCGAGAAAUUCACACACGGUGUAAUUACGUGUAAUUUGCUAUCAAUCGCAAUAUUUAAAAUUAACAAUUUAUAUUAUUACUUCGAUAGUCAUUCUCGUGGAAGCUUCGGUCAAUUUGUUGACAAUGGUAAAUCAAUUUUAUGUGGAUAUUCAGACAUUAUUUCUUUAUAUAAUAUUUUGAAAUAUAAUUUUCUUCAUGGAAAUCUUUCAUUUAAUGGCCAGAUACCUUUCUCAAUAACACCGAUUAAUGUUCAAUUAGAUGACAAUACUGAAAAUAAUAUAGGUACUAGUGAGUUAUUAAACGUACAAGUGCAAAGUGAAGUAAAAGACAGUUCUUUCAAUGAUAAUAAUAAAUCAGUAAGUGGUACAACACGUCAAACAGUUGCAGAUAGAAAACGUGAGUACAGUAAACUAUAUAAACAGUUUCGUAGAUCUCAGAGUAAAAGUUUUAAAAAUAUUGAUAAUCAAAGGCGUCGAUUUUUGCUUAGAGAAAAUAGAUUGAUUUCUUCAAAACGUGAAAUAGAAAAUACUAAACGAAAGGAACAACGUAAAAUCGAAAGGCAAGAUCCCGUGAUAAAAUCUAUUGAAAACAUUAAGCGAAAAGUUAGACAUAAAAUUGAAAGGCAAGAUCCUGUAAUAAAGUCCCUUGAAAACGUUAAACGAAAGGAACAGCGUAAAAUCGAAAGGCAAGAUCCCGCGAUAAAAUCUAUUGAAAACAUUAAGCGAAAAGAGAGACAUAAAAUUGAGAGACAAGAUCCUAUUGCGAAAUCCCUUGAAAAUGUUAAACGAAAGGAGAGGCAUAAAAUUGAGAGAACAAACAUAAACAAGAAAUUUUCUGAAAACAAAGAUAGAAAAUUGAGAAACAUUUCAAAACGUAAAGACCCAAAAUUCCGGAGAAAUGAGAAUUUAUUUAGGAAAAUUAGAAUGCAGAAAAGUAGAAUAAAGUCCCACCACGCAAAAGUAAAGCCUAAUAACUUGAUUGAUAAACGAAUUGAAAAGUCACUCAAAGCUAAAUAUUCUUCCAUUGAUCAGGAGAAAUUUGAAAAUCAAAUUCUAAUGUUUCGAGACAGAUUAAAGCGGUCACUAAAAAUUAAAGUUAAUUACAAUUACAAGAAAUUAGGAAAUAAAAAUUUUAAAUUAAAAGUUAAGAAGAUGAAAGAUAAGAAUCGUACCCUUUUAGAAUUUUUUGACAAACGAAAACAGGCAUAA
Lutzomyia longipalpis is the source of this 2529-nucleotide messenger RNA. RefSeq lists its product as uncharacterized. The record is from RefSeq and is a predicted model, not a curated record. Bases 1249 to 2529 code for a protein of 426 amino acids. The transcript has 4 exons. NCBI's taxonomy places the organism in Eukaryota, Metazoa, Arthropoda, Insecta, Diptera, Psychodidae.